This is a messenger RNA of Rhodofomes roseus, 1972 nucleotides long. RefSeq lists its product as uncharacterized. The record is from RefSeq and is a predicted model, not a curated record. The coding region runs from base 372 to 1805 and encodes 477 amino acids. The transcript has 4 exons. NCBI's taxonomy places the organism in Eukaryota, Fungi, Basidiomycota, Agaricomycetes, Polyporales, Fomitopsidaceae.
CGAGUGACCGCGUUAGUCCGACUUACUUGUUCCAUGAAUGAAGGGUCCCAUGGGGCUAACCGAUUGACGGCGUCGAACGGACGUGAUUAAGGGCAUUGCAGACGCUGGUAGGCGAGCCCUGCCUGCCUCGCGGUAAAGUGCACGCUGCAUUGCGCUGCGAUCGUUCUUUCCGGAUUCAGCGACGUUGACUCUUCGUGAGUCCAACCAUCACGGUCAUCCAUUGUCUCGAAUGCAUGUGACGAGCAUGCCCUUCGCUCUCCGGAGCGUAUAUAAUGCUGCGCAAGGACGCCGUAAAUCUCCAAGACAUCAACAUCUUUGAGUCAAACGCUUCAACACUGACCACCAGAGUUCGCUACUAGGCACUGAACGCAAUGCCCGAACUCAAAGAACAGCUGAAGACACUGGAGUCGUCGAUUGUCAACAGACCGCCGGUGUGCUUCGGUACGUUGCCCGUAUCGGCCAGUGACUGUGAUCUGUUCUAUGGCAAGAGCGAUCCAAUCCGGCGUUUGAAUUUCGUCACCGCGUCGCAAGAUGAACUGAAAUCCCUCUCGGAGACGUGUGAGAGGGCUACAUUCGGCAUGAACCAGGAAGACGUGCUCGACGAGUCAUACAGGAAGGCCGGCAAGCUCGAUCCGUCGGAUUUCUCCAUGCGCUUCAGUGCCAUAGAGGCCGGCCUCCUGGACGUCGUCAGCACUGAGCUUUUCGAAGGCAAAACUACCGCUCGGCCAAUACGUGCCGAACUCUACAAGCUGAACGUAUACGAGACGGGCUCGUUCUUUAAGCCCCACAUCGACACUCCCCGUGCAAAGAGUAUGUUUGGCUCGCUCGUAAUCACCUUCCCGACGAAACACGAGGGUGGCACGCUCACAUUCCGGCACAAAGGCGGACAGUGGGCUGUCGACUCUGGCAAACUCGUCUCUGAACAGGCCGGACCUUGCGUCGUCUAUGCAGCGUUCUACAGCGACGUCGAGCAUGAAGUCCUUCCGGUGAAGACGGGUUGUCGCGUGACGGUGACGUACAACUUGUACUUCGUCGCAGCAGAUACGCCGUUCUCCAAGCUUGUCGGCAACCCUAUUCCCGCUCAUCGAUCUGCGCUGGAGUCCGCUUUCAGGGACCUCCUGUCCGACCCGACUGUUAUGCCUAACGGAGGGCGUCUCGGCUUCGGUUUGCAUCACCAAUACCCGCUCGAUACGUCCCCAUCUCCGUAUGCAAGAGCGGCACGCCGCAAGAAACACCAACAGAAACGAGCGCAGCUGGAGGCCCUCAUGGGGUUCCUCAAAGGAGGGGACGCUACGCUCAAGCAGUUGUGCGACGACCUCAAGCUGCGGACUUUCCUCGGCGUAGUCUACCGAACCACAGAGAAGUGGUCCAAGCAGCAGGACGACGUCCUCUGCAAGAUGGUCGCUGAUAUCGACGCUGAGAUAGAAGACUCGCUGGUCAAUUACCUUCGCAAUUACUACGGAGGAAAGCUACUCACGCGCUCGAGGUGGCGAAAGCGCGACAUGAUAGUGGAAUGGGUCACUGAUUCACCACAGGUGAACUACGUCAAGCAGCAGUAUAUGGCAUUUGGGAACGAGGCAGAGUUGACUCACACGUACUUCCGAAUUUGUUUGUUCGUGAAGAUUGGCGCUACAGGGUCGCGCGAGACUAUCGACGACGAUGACGACGAGAAAGACGAGGACGAGGAACUCGAAGUGAUGCAGGACGAAGGUGACGAGGACGAGGAACUCGAAGUGACAGAGGACGAAGAUGACGAGGACGAUGAGAGUGACAACCUCCAUACUAGUAGCAGUACUAGCCAGUGAUCGAGGACGACCGGGACAGUGGUCACACAUGUACAGUUCGAUAUCGACGGCGCUCUAGUAGCGAGUAGUACUUUGGUUCAUGAUACUGUACCAUAGCAUAACACACCAGACAACUAUGCCAUGGCCCCCUACUACAGUAAGUGGUUCCGAUGGCGCUUCAAAUAUGC